This is a messenger RNA of Camelina sativa (false flax), 4583 nucleotides long. Its product is annotated as lysine-specific demethylase REF6. Gene Ontology annotation, cellular component: nucleus; chromatin. The record is from RefSeq and is a predicted model, not a curated record. Gene Ontology annotation, molecular function: histone H3K4me/H3K4me2/H3K4me3 demethylase activity. NCBI's taxonomy places the organism in Eukaryota, Viridiplantae, Streptophyta, Magnoliopsida, Brassicales, Brassicaceae. Gene Ontology annotation, biological process: chromatin remodeling; regulation of gene expression.
AAUCCCAAUCUCAGAGAUUCUUGCUCUGCCCCCAAACCCAACCCUCUUCAAAAAACAAAAAAUUACAAAGUUUCCUCUGUUUUUUUUUAUCUUGAUUAAAAAACCAGAGAGACACAAAACAAAGGAAAUGAGAUCAAGCCCGUCGUUUUGUUCGAGGUCCCUAAAGUAGUAGAUAGAUAACCAAAAUUAAAACCCUUUUUGGGGAAGAGACUCAUCGAAGUCUCUUAUUAACUCUGCUUCCUCUUUUUCUUCAAUUUUAUUUUAUUUGUUCUGUUUUCUCUGUAAUGGCGUUUUCAAGUGUACCCAGAAUCUAAAUAGGCUUUUCAAGUGAACUAAUUUGAGAGAAAGGUUUCAUUUUUUUUUGUUUUUUUUGUUUCUGAUGGCGGUUUCAGAGCAGAGUCAAGACGUGUUUCCAUGGCUUAAAUCGUUGCCGGUUGCUCCAGAGUUCCGACCUACUUUAGCAGAGUUCCAAGAUCCGAUCGCUUACAUUUUUAAGAUCGAAGAAGAAGCUUCCAAGUACGGAAUCUGCAAAAUUUUGCCUCCAGUGCCUCCUCCUUCCAAGAAAACUUCGAUUUCUAACCUUAACCGUUCUCUGGCGGCUCGAGCAGCGUCGAGGGUUCGUGACGGUGGUAAGAGUUCGUGCGAUUAUGACGGUGGUCCAACAUUCGCCACGCGUCAACAGCAGAUCGGGUUUUGCCCUAGGAAGCAGCGUCCGGUGCAGAGACCCGUGUGGCAGAGCGGAGAGCAUUACAGUUUUGGUGAGUUCGAGGCCAAAGCUAGGAGCUUUGAGAAGAAUUAUCUCAAGAAAUGUGGUAAAAAGAGUCAACUCUCUCCGCUAGAAAUCGAAACCCUUUACUGGAGAGCCUCAGUGGAUAAACCCUUCUCUGUUGAGUACGCCAAUGACAUGCCUGGCUCGGCUUUUAUACCUCUGAGUCUAGCAGCUGCAAGGAGGAGAGAGUAUGGUGGUGAUGGAGGAACAGUGGGUGAGACAGCUUGGAACAUGAGGGCAAUGGCUAGAGCUGAAGGAUCGUUGCUUAAGUUCAUGAACGAGGAGAUUCCUGGAGUUACAUCUCCAAUGGUGUAUAUUGCUAUGAUGUUUAGUUGGUUUGCUUGGCAUGUCGAGGACCAUGACCUUCAUAGUCUCAAUUACUUGCAUAUGGGUGCUGGUAAAACUUGGUACGGCGUGCCAAAGGAUGCUGCCGUUGCUUUUGAGGAGGUGGUUAGGGUUCAUGGUUAUGGUGGAGAGCUUAAUCCUCUUGUUACAUCAUAUACUCUUGGUGAGAAGACAACUGUGAUGUCCCCUGAAGUAUUUCUUAAAGCCGGAAUACCGUGUUGUAGGUUAGUACAGAAUCCUGGAGAGUUUGUUGUCACUUUUCCAAGAGCAUAUCAUUCAGGGUUUAGUCAUGGAUUCAACUGUGGCGAAGCAUCUAACAUUGCAACUCCGGAAUGGUUGAGAAUGGCCGAUGAUGCUGCCAUCCGGCGAGCUGCGAUAAAUUACCCUCCAAUGGUUUCUCAUCUUCAGUUACUAUAUGACUAUGCAUUGGCUCUACGUUCUAGAGUGCCAGCAAUCAUCAACACCAACUCACGGAGUUCUAGAUUGAAAGAUAAGAAAAGAAGCGAAGGAGAAAGAUUGACCAAAAAGCUAUUUGUUGAAAACAUUAUCCGCAACAAUGAAUUGCUCUCUUCUCUUGGAAAAGGAUCCCCAGUGGCCCUUCUCCCACAGAGUUCCUCAGAUAUAUCAGUUUGUUCUGACCUGCGAAUUGGAUCCGAGUUGAGAACUAACCAGGAAAAGCCAAUCCUAUUAAAGGAUAAGGACUUAAGUUGUGAUAGUGUUAUGGUCAGUUUCAAUAACGGUUUAAAGGAUACAGUUUCAGUGAAAGAAAAGUUUUCAUCUUUAUGUGAAAGGAACAGAAAUCACCUGGCAAGCAGGGAGAAUGUAACUCAAGAAACUCUGUCUGAUGCUGAAAGGAGGGAAGAAGGUGGAGCUGUUAGGCUUUCGGAUCAGAGGCUAUUCUCUUGUGUUACAUGCGGAGUCUUAAGCUUUGAUUGUGUAGCUAUUGUUCAACCUAAAGAAGCAGCAGCUAGAUUUAUCAUGUCUGCAGAUAGUAGCUUCUUCAAUGAUUGGACAGCUGUUUCCAAAUCUGCAAAUCUUGAUCAGGAGGCAAGUGCUCCUGUUGUGAAGCUUUCACAAAGCACGGAAAAGCAUGAUGCAGAUUACUUCUACAAUGUCCCUGUUCAAACUACGGAUCACUCAAUGAAAACAAGCGGUCAAACAACUUCAACAGCUUCUUUAACAAAACCCCAUAAAGAAGAUGGUGCUCUUGGGUUGUUAGCCUCAGCCUAUGGAGAUUCUUCGGAUUCCGAUGAAGAAGAUGACAUUAUUGUCUCGGAAGAGCAAAACUAUGACCAAAGUGGUUCUUGUGCAUAUGAAACACAGUCUUUUGUUACAAAUGUCAACGAGGAGGCUAGAGAUGGUCGAUCUUCUCAUUUGAACAGCCAAAGACUUGUAUGUGGGAAAGAGAAAGGUGUUAUUGAGGGCUCACAUGCUACUUCAACUUGUUCGACACUUUCAUCACCUGUGGAAAUAGCUUUACCAUUUGUUCCAAGAUCUGAUGACGAUUCCUGUCGGUUGCACGUGUUUUGUCUUGAGCAUGCUGCAGAAGUGGAACAGCGACUACGUUCUAUUGGGGGGAUUCACAUGAUGUUACUAUGCCAUCCAGAGUACCCCAGGAUAGAAAGUGAAGCAAAGAUAGUUGCUGAAGAACUUGCCAUCAAUCACAAUUGGAAUGAUACUGAAUUUAGGAAUGUGACCCGAGAAGAUGAGGAAACGAUUCAGGCAGCGUUGGAUUAUGUUGAAGCUAAGGGUGGGAACAGUGAUUGGACUGUAAAAUUGGGUAUUAACCUUUCUUACAGCGUUAUUCUCAGUCGCUCUCCUCUGUAUAGUAAGCAGAUGCCUUACAAUUCUGUCAUAUACAAUGCAUUUGGUCGUAGCUCACCAGCAACGAGCUCACCCUCGAAACCUGAAGUUUCUGGUAUGAGAUCUUCCAGACAGAGGAAAUAUGUUGUUGGAAAAUGGUGUGGUAAAGUUUGGAUGUCGCAUCAGGUGCAUCCCUUUUUGCUGGAGCAGGACUUAGAGGGGGAAGAAUCGAAAAGAAGUUGUCAUCUCCGAGCUGAUAUGGAUGAGGAUUUCACUGGAAAGAGAUUGUUUCCUUCUAGAGAUGCAACCACAAUGUUUGGAAGAACGUAUUGUAGGAAGAGAAAUACAAGAGCAAAGGCUGUGCCACGCAAAAAGCUUACUUCUUUUAAGAGGGAAGAUGGAGAUUCGGAUGACACAUCAGAGGAUCAUUCUUAUAAGCAGCAGUGGAGGGCUUCGGGUAACGAGGAAGAGUCUUAUUUUGGGACAGGGAAUACGGCUUCUGGAGAUUCGUCAAAUCAAAUGACUGAUCAGCAGAUCAAGGGAAUUCGUCGACACAGGGGUGUUAAAGAAUUUGAGUCAGAUGAUGAGGUUUCAAACCGUUCACUUGGAGAAGAAUAUACUGUAAGGAAACAUGCAAUUUCAGAGAGCUCAACAGAGAAUAGUUUUCAGCUGUAUCAACAGUCAAUCGAUAGAAAUGCUUUGGAGGACUCUGUAUAUGGUCGUGAUGAUGGUAAUAUCUACAGGCACCUCAGGAGUAUUCCAAAGAGCAAACGGACCAAAGUGUUUAGAAAUCCGGUUUCAUAUGAUUCAGAAAAAAAUGAUGUUUAUCGGGAAAAAGGAAACAGACAAGCUAGUCGAAUAGGUGUUGAGUAUGAUUCAGCUGAGGAUUCUUUGGAGGAACAAGAUUUUUGCAUUACAGGGAAAAGACAAACAAGGUCUACAGCUAAACGAAAAGUAAAAAACGAGGUAGUUCAGAGUCCGAGAGAGAAGAAUGAAGAACUGGAUUCAUACAUGGAAGGACCUAGCACACGGCUUAGGGUGAGAAUACCGAAGCCCUCGAGAGGGACUUUAGAAACAAAACAAAAGAAGAUUGGUAAGAAAAGAAGUAGGAAUGCUUCCUUCUCCAGAGUUGCAAGUGAAGAAGAUGUGGAGGAAGAUGAAGAAGAAGAAGAGAAUGACAAAGAGGAAUUUGCGGCGUACAAAUGUGACAUGGAGGGUUGCACGAUGAGUUUCAGUACAGAAAAACAGUUGGGUUUGCAUAAAAGAAACAUCUGCCCUAUCAAAGGCUGUGGUAAAAACUUAUUCUCACACAAGUAUUUGGUUCAACACCAGCGCGUUCACUCAGACGACCGUCCUCUUAAAUGUCCAUGGAAAGGAUGUAAGAUGACGUUCAAAUGGUCUUGGUCUAGAACCGAGCACGUAAGAGUUCACACAGGUGCCAGGCCUUACAUAUGCGCUGAACCGGGGUGUGAUCAAACAUUCAGAUUUGUCUCUGACUUCAGCCGGCAUAAACGGAAGACAGGUCAUUCAGUCAAGAAGACCAAAAAAAGAUGAUAUAUACAUAAAGAGAUUAACUAAUCCAUUGGAAUUUGGGAGGCAUUAUUUUAGUCAAAGUCUUAACAUUUGGAAACAGUCAAUUGUUGUUGCAUUUACAGAUUCUCGUCUU